Molecule: messenger RNA, 2491 nt
Organism: Coturnix japonica (Japanese quail)
Lineage: Eukaryota; Metazoa; Chordata; Aves; Galliformes; Phasianidae
Gene: GET1
Product: guided entry of tail-anchored proteins factor 1
Biological process (GO): tail-anchored membrane protein insertion into ER membrane
Cellular component (GO): GET complex
Molecular function (GO): protein-membrane adaptor activity
Source: RefSeq, a predicted model, not a curated record
CCUGCCAACACAAACGGCGCAUGCGCGGCGCUCAGAGGCGGGCACAGGCAGCACAUGACGCUGGGCUCUGCCGUCCCCUUCUCUCCGCCGCCGCUUUCGGAUCGCGAGGCUCGGCCGGGCGCCCGCCAAGAGCCGCCGAACCUUCCAGACGAGGCCGCUCAAGGCAGCGCUGCGCUGCCCAGCACCGGCCCUUUUCGGCGCUCUGCCCGCCGCCCAGUUCGGCCGAGUGCCGACAGCCGCUCCCUUCGUCCCCUUUUGUUUUUUCUCUCCUCGUCCCCCCCCCAACACUCAGCGUUCCCCGCCUCGGCCGUUCCCCGCUCUCUUCACCUUUCUCUUUGGCAUGGCGAAGCGCACGGCGCCGUCCCGCCCGACUGGCUGCUGCUACGCGCCGAGUGUCUCCCCGCCAGGCGCUGCGGCCGCGCUACGCUGCGCAGGGAAACAGCCCCCCCCCAUCCCAGCAGCGCCAGCGGCGCCGCAACAGGAUCCAGCCGGAUUGGCGGCCGGGAGGCGGGGCAGGGGGCGACGGCGGUACCCGGCAGCGGGCGGGGACUGAGCCGGGCCUGCCCUCACGGCGGGGCGGGGCCUCACACCUCACCACAGCCCGCAUGGAGGUGCGAGCCGCUGGUUGGCCGGACGGCGUCACAUGGCGGUACCUGUGCCCGAUUCCCCUUCGCGCGCCUGCGCCAAGUAUGGCGGACAGCGGCGCCUGGCUGCUCGUGCUGAGCGCAGUGUUCCUCUGCAACGCGCUCAAGAUCCUGCUGCCAUCGUGCUCCUCCAUCAUAUCCAAGCUGUUGCAAAAGGAUGCAGAGCAGGAAUCCCAAAUGAGAGCUGAAAUUCAGAACAUGAAGCAAGAACUCUCAACCAUUAGUAUGAUGGAUGAGUUUGCUCGGUAUGCCCGUCUGGAAAGGAAGAUUAACAAAAUGACUGAUAAGCUUAAAACUCAUGUGAAAGCACGAACUGCCCAAUUAGCCAAAAUAAAGUGGGUUAUAAAUAUUGUAUUCUACAUCUUACAAGCUGCCCUGAUGAUCUCUCUAAUUUGGAAAUAUUAUUCUGAGCCGGUUACAAUUCUUCCAAGCAAAUGGCUUGCACCACUGGAGCGCUUGGUAGCCUUUCCUACAGGUCUGGCAGGUGGUGUUGGAAUUACAUGUUGGCUUGUGGUUUGUAAUAAAGUUGUAGCUAUCAUGCUACACCCUUUCAGCUGAAGCAAUCCCUGUAGUAUAUGGAGUCUGAACUGCGUUACUGCAGUACAAAAAACAUUUGUCUUUCACGACGGACCUGGGUGGAGACGCUUUUUGUUACUUCAGUUGGAUGUUGGGCACUAUUGCUUUUACUUUCAUCUAUUUGUUCUUUGGUUUUAUGAUCAGCAGUUUUCAAAGAGCAGCGUUGCUAUUUCUAAAACCUCAUUUUUGACACACAUGAAGAUUGAUCGGCGGCAGAACCUUAAGUCUUUGUCAUGACAUAUUCACAAAGGUCUUAAAGCGUUCUCUUUUUCCAGCUGCUAGGUUGGAAGCGCACUGGCAUUAGUAAUUAUUUUUUGGAGCUUCUUUACUGUAUAGUCUGGCAUUUUCACCCAAAGAAAUGAUUCCACUUGGUGACAAGUGGUAUUAAAAUAGGUAGGUUGGUUGUUUUAGAGUAAAACAAUUCUUUUUUUUAACUACAGAUUGGCUUAUUCUCAGACUACCUUAGAAUAUAUUAAUGAUAUCUAUAUGCAGAAUCAACUUCUUACAUUCUUAAUUGCCAAAUGCAGGUCAGCUGGCCACUUCAACACUUCUUUUAAAUUCCUCAUGGAAUAAAAUUCUUUAAAAUUCCUUGUGAAAUUAUUGAACACUAGAUAUUUUCUUUUCUAUUUCCCCCCUACUUUUACUGAUAACCUACCUUUCUUUCCUUGAUGUAUUUUCUACUUCCCCAGUUGAGCAAAUUGGGAGUAUUAUUUCCUUUGAGGGGAAAAAAAAGGUCCAACCAACCUUUCCAAGCUUCAUGUUAGGAAAGUAGAAGACAGCCCCAUUUCUGCAGAAAGCCCCAUCCCUAGAGCUUCAGCAUACAUUCAUGAUAGUCAUUCUUCCUAGUACCACAGCUAUACAGCAACAAUAAGGCUUUGUUAUCUUCUGUUCUAUCCGCAGCCCUACCGUUGCUGUCCCAGCAGACAAAGCAGUGGCUUUUAAAAGUCCUGUAAUACCUCCUUGGAUAUAAUCUUGAACAAAGCUUUUGCAGACUUUGGCUUAGCUCAUGCUCCAUACAUUAUUGUGUUGUUUCAGGUCCUUUGCCUUGCAGCAGGAGGGGGCUGGAGUACUGCCAUAUAAUUAGCACUGCCUUUAGAAUUAAUUCACAAAAUGAUGAUGCGUUUUCUGCAUGUCUGAAUGUAUUUAUUCAUUAAAUGUUUUUUUUCUUAAAUGUUAUUUAAAAACUAUGUUGUUUUUAUAUUAGGGAAUGCAUUUAGCCAACAGUAAAGUGAAGGCAUUAAAUAUCAACAAGAAAAAAAAUCAAGAUUGAA